AUGAAUAUUGAUGAGUUAGUAACAAGAGCACAGUCAGCUGAUAAACUCACUAGAGAGGCUGCAGAGACACAAUUGUUACAAUGGUGCGACUCGAAUGCAUCUCAAAUGUUUACAGCAUUGGCGAACGUAGCUCUGCAGCACCAAUCUCCUCUGGAAUCCAGACAAUUUGCAUUAUUGUCGUUAAGGAAACUGAUUACCAUGUAUUGGAGCCCUGGAUUUGAAUCGUAUCGUUCUACAUCGGUUGUUGAAGUAAACGUAAAAGAUUUCAUCCGAGAAGUACUAUUGAAAUUAUGCUUAAAUGACAACGAAAAUACUAAAAUAAUAAACGGUGCAUCUUAUUGUAUCGUCCAGAUAUCUGCUGUUGAUUUUCCAGACCAAUGGCCCCAACUUUUAACAGUUAUUUAUGAUGCUAUCUCACAUCAACACUCAUUAAACGCGAUGUCUCUAUUGAAUGAAAUAUACGAUGACGUCGUUUCUGAAGAAAUGUUCUUUGAAGGCGGGAUUGGUUUGGAGACAGUGCAAAUCAUUUUCAAAGUACUUGCUACAGAUACAUCUACUCUCGUAGCUAAAUUUGCAGCUUUGAAAUUAUUCAAAGCAUGCCUUUUGCAAAUGAGUUCCCACAAUGGAUAUGAUGAGGAAUCACGAAAAAGUUUUAUCUCGCAAUGCUUAUCAACUUCUUUACAACGGCUAGGGCAAUUGUUGACUAUGGGUUUUCACAGCGAAAAUGUUGUUUCCCAGUUGAAACUUAAAUCCAUUAUAUACGAGAAUCUAGUGUUGAUUAAAAAUGAUUUUUCUAAAAAUCAUUUCUCAAUCGACUUACAAAAACAGUUUAAAAUAGUGACAGUCCAAGAUUUGAACAAUAUUGCCCAUUUAGAUACAAAUGGAAACUCUAUUGAAUAUGAAAGUAUUUCAGAAGCGGUUCACGAUGGUUCUAUUUAUAUUGUAGAAUUUUUGACUAGUGUGUGUACGGUACCAUUUGGUUCUGAAGAAGUAGACAUAAUUAUAAGAUCUUUGACCACUCUGUGUCAAGUAAAUUCUGAAAUAAUGGAGCUGUGGAUAAGCGAUUUCAAUACCUUUGUGUCUAAGGAAACAGGGUUGGCUGCGUCGUAUAAUGUCAGAGAUCAAUCCUCUGAGUUUCUUAUCUCACUGUCAAACCCGCUGUUAUCUUUGAUUUUUAGUGUUAUUUCUAAGGAUAUUGAGCGCAACACUUACGAUAAUCAAAUUUUAGAAUCUCUUCUAUAUUUAUUACAAAGCGUUUUGCUCAAUGAUGAUGAAAUAACUGAUCAAAAUCUCGAUGAAUCCUUACAGACAUUAAUAAAAACUUUCCAGAAUGUACUAGUAUCACCAGAAGUAAAAGAGUUGACAUUGGCGCGCGCAAUUUUAGUUAUUCCCAAAGUGCUAGAUAAGUUUAUUGAUGUCUUGCCUGAUAUAAAAUCCUUGACAUCCAAAUUCUUGACAAAAAGUCUAGAUUUGGCACUAAAACAUGAUAAUGAACUUAUCAAAUCUGCAGCAUUAAUAGCAUUUACCUAUUAUUGUUACUUUGCAGAACUAGAUUCAGUUCUUGGGCCAGAUGUUUGCUCAGAAAUCCAAGGAAAAGUUAUUCAAAUAAUCAACGAUAUUAAUAGUGAUUCCGAAGAAGACACUAAUGGGGCUAUAAUGGAAGUAUUAAGUCAAGUAAUCAGCUAUAACCCCAAAGGAUUGGAUUCUAAGGAAGAAAUUUUACAAGCAGAAUUUCACCUAGUGUUUACAAUAUCAUCUAAAGAUCCAGCAAAUGUUCAGGUCGUCGUACAAAGUCAAGAAUGUCUAGAGAAACUACUGGAUGAAAUCAAUAUGGAUAAUUACAAGAAUUAUAUUGAAUUAUGUCUUCCAUCUUUUAUUAACGUUCUGGAUUCCAACAGUGUAAACAAUUAUAGAUAUUCGCCAUUGCUAUCGUUAGUUUUGGAGUUCAUUACAGUUUUCUUGAAGAAGAAGCCUAUUGAUGGAUUUUUACCGGAUGAAAUAACUCAAUACUUGUUUGAACCACUGGCAAAAGUAUUAGUAUAUUCUAGCGAAGAGGAAACCCUACAACUAGCAACGGAGUCAUUCAGCUACCUAAUUUUCAAUACGGAUACUCAGGUAAUGGAGCCGAGACUAAUGGAUAUCAUGAAGGUUUUAGAAAGGCUUUUGUCUCUCGAAGUAUCAGACUCGGCUGCUAUGAAUGUCGGGCCAUUAGUGGUUACUAUAUUCACAAAGUUUUCAAAAGAUAUCCAACCAUUGGUAGGAAGAAUCUUGGAAGCUGUUAUAGUAAGAUUGGUUAAGGCACAAAACAUUUCUACCCAACAAAACCUCCUCUCUGUGUUAUGCUUCUUAACAUGCAACGACUCUAGGCAAACAGUCGAAUUUUUGUCCAAUUUCCGCAUUGAUGAUAAAAAUGCUUUGUCAUUGGUCAUGCAAAAAUGGAUGGAGGCCUUUGAAGUCAUCAGAGGCGAAAAAAGGAUCAAAGAGAAUAUUGUUGCACUAAGUAAUCUUUUCUUCUUAGAUGACGCAAGAUUGCGGAAAGUGAUGGUCAAUGGCGACCUGAUACCAUACGAAAGCGACGUAAUCAUCACAAGGUCAAUGGCUAAGAGAAUGCCUGACAGGUACGUGCAAGUUCCGCUUUACACUAAAAUUAUUAAAUUGUUUGUUUCCGAACUAGGCUUUCAAAACAAACAACCCGAUCCAAAACAAUUGAUCACUAGUAACAUGCAGCACGAUGCGGCAAAUCUCAACAACGAUGAAGACAACGAUGAUUGGGAAGACGUGGAUGACGUAUUAGAUUACGAAAAGUUAAAGGAAUAUAUUAAUGAUGAUGUGGACGGAGAAGAUGAAGACGACUCUGAAGAUAUCACGGGACUCAUGGACGUGAAGGAGUCUGUUGUUCAGAUACUGGUAAGAUUUUUUAAAGAGGUAGCAACCAAGGACGUGAGUGGCUUCAAUCGUAUUUACGAAACUCUAUCUGAUAGCGAUCGUAAGGUUCUUUCAGAGGCUCUUUUAUAG
Molecule: messenger RNA, 3015 nt
Organism: Saccharomyces mikatae IFO 1815
Lineage: Eukaryota; Fungi; Ascomycota; Saccharomycetes; Saccharomycetales; Saccharomycetaceae
Gene: KAP114
Product: karyopherin KAP114
Exons: 1
Coding region: 1-3015 (1004 amino acids)
Biological process (GO): protein import into nucleus
Cellular component (GO): cytosol; nuclear envelope
Molecular function (GO): small GTPase binding
Source: RefSeq, a predicted model, not a curated record